CGAGAAUGAUAUAAAAAUGAUUUCUAGUAGUCAGAAUCAUUUGUAAUACGCAAAUUGCACAAAUAAAACAGUCAACUUUUAAAUAAACAUGAAAGUUUGAUAUGUAAUUGAGUGUAAAUACAGUACUAAGAAAUGCUUUUAACAUUCUAAAUGCAUAUAUAAAGUCAUUUGAAACAAGAAAGAAAUAAUUGCUUGAGAAAUUUGAGAGCACGUACUUAAGUGUUGUAGAUGAUUUGAGAUAUGGAUCCAGAGUUUCUUUCUAGAUUGAUUCCACAAAAUAAAGAGCAUGUGCGUCCAGCAUGUAAAAAGUGUGGAUAUGCUGGACAUCUGACAUAUCAAUGCCGUAAUUUUAUAAAGGUUGACCCAAACAAAGAAAUUGUUUUAGAUGUUAGUAGUACAAGUUCCGAUAGUGAUGAAAAUUAUGUUACUCCAUUGACUGAAUUACGCGAGAAGGAAUUAAAAAAGAAGCUUCAAGAAUCUAAGAAGAAACACAAGGAGAAAAAGAGUAAAAAGUCCAAGAAACGUAAGAAGUCAGAAUCAAGCGAUGACGAAUCAGAAUCUAAAGUUUCUGAUGAUGAGAGCAAGAAACAUAAACAUAAAAAGAAAAAGACAAAGUCAAAGCACAAGAAACGUAAGAAACAUAAAAAAGAUAGUACAUCAGAUAGUGAUUCUAAUGAUUAUAAAAGAUGAUUAUUUUUUUAUAACCAUCUUAUACCACAAUGUUAAAGUUGGAAACAUCUUAAAAUAUGUAUUAUAUCACAUAUAAAUGACAUUGUACCAUUUGUAAAUAGUAGCACAUGAAAUUACAUUUAUAUACAUGUAUAAAUUACAUUUCAUUUUUAUGCUAAAAAAAUAUAUCAAUAAUCAUGAAUUA
Megachile rotundata (alfalfa leafcutting bee) is the source of this 874-nucleotide messenger RNA. RefSeq lists its product as uncharacterized. The record is from RefSeq and is a predicted model, not a curated record. NCBI's taxonomy places the organism in Eukaryota, Metazoa, Arthropoda, Insecta, Hymenoptera, Megachilidae. Gene Ontology annotation, molecular function: zinc ion binding; nucleic acid binding.